GAUGGUAAAUGUCAAAUCGAAACGAUCACAACAACAUUGUCAUUUACGGAAGCUAGAAGAGAAAAUCGUAGCAAAACGAACCUGCAAUCUAAUCAAACCAUUAAAUCACUUUACAAAUCCUACUCCUUCAGUCCCGCGCUGUGUCCAGUUCGGUGUGCAGAAUGAACGAUGCAAAGGUAAGCGUCAGCUUUUCGUGCCAGCGCUGCCUACAGCCCAUCCAUGUCGACGAUACGUUCGCCAGCCUGGGCGAACAUACGCUGGCGGAGCUUGCCCUGCCGAUAAACUCCCACCUGGAGGUUGAUCUGGAAUCGCAAUCGGCCAGCUUCGAUCACUUUGUGCCUCCGUUUCGGGUGACCGAAUCGACGAACGACACCAACGGCUUCAUGCUGCUUUCCGACGGUCCGGACAAAGAAUCACUCGGUCACAGUUUGCGCGUGAAGGCGGAACUGUUCGACGCGCUGUCAAACAACUCGGAAAUAGACCAUCCGCUGUGCGACGAGUGCACCGACACGCUGCUGGAGCUGAUGGACAAGCAGCUGAAGAUAGCGGAAGACGAAUGGAACGAUUACAACAACUAUUUGAAGAAGCUAGAAAUGACGGACGAUGUGCCAAACAUUGAGGAGCUGGAGAAGGAACUGGACGGGCUGAAGCUGGACGAGACACGGCUGCUCGAGGAGCUGAGCAAUCUGUCGCGCGAAGAGCAGUCGAUCCGCCAGGCGGUAGAGGAACAGGAAAAGGAAAAGCAAAGGCUCGAGCGGGAAGAGAACAAAUAUUGGCGCGAGUACACGAAACAUCGCCGAGACGUAAUAACCACCGAGGACGAGUUCCGUUCGCUCGAGUGCCAGAUGGCGUACGCCCAGAGCCAGCUGGAAAAGUUGAAGAAAACGAACGUAUUUAACGCAACGUUUCAUAUCUGGCACUCGGGACAUUUCGGCACGAUAAACAACUUUCGGCUGGGGCGACUACCGUCCGCACCGGUCGAUUGGUCGGAAAUCAAUGCUGCCUGGGGACAGACGUGCCUGCUGCUGUCGGCACUGGCGCGCAAGUUGAAUUUUAGCUUCAAGCAGUACCGACUGGUACCGUACGGUAAUCAUUCGUAUGUUGAGGUGCUGGGCGAAGGCAAAGAACUGCCGCUGUACGGUAACGGAGGUUUCCGUUUCCUGUGGGACUCAAAGUAUGAUGCGGCGAUGGUCGCAUUCCUGGACUGCUUGCAGCAAUUCAAGGAGGAAAUCGUCCGGAGAGAUCCCGACUUCUGUUUGCCGUACUUGAUGGAGAAAGGAAAGAUUGAGGACGCGUCUACGGGAAGCAGUUUUUCGAUAAAGAUCCAAUUCAACUCGGAGGAACAGUGGACGAAAGCGUUGAAAUAUCUGCUAACGAAUCUGAAAUGGGUACUCACGUGGGUAUCGUCCCAGUUCACCGAGGACAAGCGGUAGAACCCAAUAUCAUCAUACGCACGACCUCCGGGGCGUGUGAAAUUGCUUAGCAAAUUGCAGAACUGUCGUGAUAUUAUUCGAUUGAAUUCCGGUAGCGUCAUCAGAAGCAGAUUCGGGGCUUGCGAGAAAGAAAAAAAACCGAGGAAGCUAACAAGGGAAGAAAACUCGUCCCCGUCCGUGUCGGUGUGUGUAUCCCCCCA
Molecule: messenger RNA, 1633 nt
Organism: Anopheles stephensi (Asian malaria mosquito)
Lineage: Eukaryota; Metazoa; Arthropoda; Insecta; Diptera; Culicidae
Gene: Atg6
Product: beclin-1-like protein
Exons: 3
Coding region: 162-1433 (423 amino acids)
Biological process (GO): autophagy; late endosome to vacuole transport; autophagosome assembly
Cellular component (GO): phosphatidylinositol 3-kinase complex, class III, type II; phosphatidylinositol 3-kinase complex, class III, type I; phagophore assembly site
Source: RefSeq, a predicted model, not a curated record